Plectropomus leopardus (leopard coralgrouper) is the source of this 2628-nucleotide messenger RNA. RefSeq names its product ring finger protein 26 (gene rnf26). Gene Ontology annotation, biological process: protein ubiquitination; ubiquitin-dependent protein catabolic process. NCBI's taxonomy places the organism in Eukaryota, Metazoa, Chordata, Actinopteri, Perciformes, Serranidae. The record is from RefSeq and is a predicted model, not a curated record. Gene Ontology annotation, molecular function: ubiquitin protein ligase activity.
UGUAACGAUUGUAAACACGUCGAAGAUAUUUGUGUGAUCAUUUUUCCGUCUCUCUUGAUUUAGCCUACCACUUUUACAGAUUAUGUAUUUCCCAAAGUGACCGUUUAACGUAAGUAAACUGCUCCGGGACCAGGUUUUUGAACGGAGAGCCAAAACGAAACCUGGAAAAUAAACGGAAGUGUCUUCCUCUCGUUUGAAACUAAACAUCCGCCGCUGCAGCGCGUGUGUUUAUUAUGUUAGCUCGUCGUUUCAGCUGAAUACGAAGGGAAAUAUGAAAAGCGAUUUUAUCGACGUUUUGUCGGAACGGGGAGUUGUUUACUGUUACGCCUGGCACAAAGGACAAAGUGACGGUCUGAACACGAUGAAACGGUCGCUAACGUCUCAGUACAGACUUGCCGUGAACAAAUAAACAAGACAUGGACUUUGCUGUGGAGACAACCUGAGAGGUAAACAAAGAGUGAAGGACACAUUACCAUGGGUCUGGUGAACUUUGUCAUCUCCACUGUGGGAAAAUGCCUGGACGCCGUGUGCUUACUGCUGGACCUGAAUUUCCUCAUCGUCCACACCGUAGUGCGGACCAUCCUGGCGGUUAUCACCUUUAUAACCAGCCUGCCCACCCUCCUCCUCUACUCACUGGUGCAGCUGGGAAACUUAACCUUGUUCUGCUUGAUGUCCAUGGCAGAGGCGACGUCAAACGCAGCCCAAGGUACCGUCACCAUGUUGGGGAGCCUGGUGCUGGCUCUGGAGGGGCUGCUGGAGAGUCUGAAGAUGGUGGGGUACCUGUCCAUGCACGUCCUGCUCCGUGGGAAGGAGCACCUGUGUCGAGGUCUGCUGUCGCUGCUGGAGGGCUGUAGCAUCGCCGUAAGCCUGGUGGUCUAUUUCACCAACACCGUAGUCAACUUUGCACUCAUUGCCACCCAGAACAUGUACUCUGAGGUGGUCAGUUUGUGGCAGACGGUCUCCAGCCCGCUGCAGAAAGUGCUGGAGUUCACGCUGACCUCCUUCACUUUUCUUUACAGCACCCUGGCUGGGACAUCGGCUUUCCUGUGGUCACCCUGUAAGCUGAUUUUGGACUUCCUGGUGUCGCUGGUUCAUAUGUUUAUCAGCAUUUUUAUACUGAACAUCUACGGUCUCUUGCUCACUGUUACUAUUGCGCUAGCUACCACUGCCUACCUGAAUCCAGAGCUUACCCGACAGGCUGCUGUGCAAAUUGUGGAUUACAUCAACUCCUUUCCUGCCUUGCACAGACUUUAUCUAGCUCUCCACCGCUUCGCUUCAGCCUUGCAGAGCUCCCCACAUGUCAUACGCGGUGCCAUGCAGCACCUGCAAAGAGUACUCCGUCACCUCUACCUGCUGGAGAGAGGACUCUGGCAGCAGCUGACUCGACUCAGCAGCCAGCUAAGUGUGGCUCUGAGGACACAGCUCAACAGGGACAACAGAGUACGCGGCGAUGGCGACCCCGGAGAGGAGAGGCGGGACCCACCAGAUGGAAGAGCGGGAGAUGGAGUCCACCAGGAGCUGCUGGAUUUAGUUUUCCCCUCCUCAAGCACAGACAGACCACUAAAGAAGCAGUUGUCUUCAGGCAAAGACAGUAAACCCCUACCUGCAGAGAAUCUGCUGAACCUACUGAAGGAGCAGGAGGAGAGGAAGAAGUGUGUGAUCUGUCAGGACUGUACCAAGACGGUGGUGCUGCUGCCGUGCAGGCACCUCUGCUUGUGUAGAGACUGUACGAACAUCCUGUUGAGGCAGCCCAUAUACCAACAGAACUGCCCGCUCUGUCGGCACAUGAUCCUCAACACGAUGGACGUGUAUCUAUGAGGGAGCAACAGAGUGGAUCUGUGGCUUUUGACGAGCCUGUCAGUAUCCACGCUUUAAGUUUUACCACCACUGAAAUUAUUCACGACUUGUGUUUUUACUAGCUUGUGUUAAGAGAUAAGUCUGAUAAUAUUCUACAUUUUCAUGCUGUCAACAAAUCCCGCAACAAGACCAAAACUACAAAACUAAUUUUAGUCGUACUGCUCAUCUACCCUGUCAGUGGCCUGUUGAUUUUCACAGUGACAGUGUAAAUCUUUAAAAACAGGUCACAAAUGUUGAACGAACAAACUAAACUUAUCUCUGAGGUCAAUUCACUUUGGGCUCUGGAUUUAGUAGGAUUUGGAGAAUUUAUUGAUAAUCAAAAAUAGAGAAUAUCAUCAGAUUUGUAAAGCUUGUUUUCAGAUUGGUUUGCUUUUUGACAACAAUUUAGUAAAGAAAUGCUAAAGAAAACAUAUUGUGUCCCAAGUCCAUACAGCAUACUAACUGUAUAACGGCGUUCCUGCAGAACCUGAAAAGGCAUCGAAUUCAUUCAUCUAAAAAUGGCUUAAAUUAAUCUUUCAAAGUCUAAAACAUGAACAAUAGGAUUUUAUGAAUCUUUCUUUCUCAACAACAUUAUGUUAUUUACCUUUUGUUAAAUAAUUCAAUAAAUUCCUCCUCUUAAAGUUAUCAUGAUGGGAAUCCGAGCAGCGGAAUCUCACAUGCAGGGAGAGAAACACAGAAUCACCAAGACAACUGGCCAGAAAUACCAGAUAUUUCCCACUGCUGAAGGUAAACCAAAUAGAUAAUUUUACGAUAAUAUAAUAUGUUCAUUAU